This is a messenger RNA of Mus pahari (shrew mouse), 4113 nucleotides long. RefSeq names its product synaptogyrin 1 (gene Syngr1). NCBI's taxonomy places the organism in Eukaryota, Metazoa, Chordata, Mammalia, Rodentia, Muridae. Gene Ontology annotation, cellular component: synaptic vesicle membrane; neuromuscular junction. The transcript is spliced from 4 exons. The coding region runs from base 56 to 760 and encodes 234 amino acids. The record is from RefSeq and is a predicted model, not a curated record.
CGCGCACGGGCCGGCGGCGCGCGCCGAGCGGGGGGCGCCGCGCGGUGCAGCCACGAUGGAAGGGGGUGCGUACGGAGCGGGCAAAGCCGGGGGCGCCUUCGACCCCUACACCCUGGUGAGGCAGCCACACACCAUCCUACGCGUCGUGUCUUGGGUCUUCUCCAUCGUGGUCUUCGGCUCUAUUGUGAACGAGGGCUACCUCAACAACCCAGAGGAGGAGGAGGAGUUCUGCAUCUACAACCGAAACCCCAAUGCCUGCAGCUACGGCGUGACUGUGGGCGUGUUGGCCUUCCUCACCUGCCUGCUCUACCUGGCGCUCGACGUGUACUUCCCACAGAUCAGCAGUGUCAAGGACCGCAAGAAGGCCGUGCUUUCUGACAUCGGUGUCUCGGCCUUCUGGGCCUUCUUCUGGUUCGUGGGUUUCUGCUUCCUGGCCAACCAGUGGCAAGUCUCCAAGCCCAAGGACAACCCUCUGAACGAAGGGACCGACGCAGCCCGGGCUGCCAUCGCCUUCUCCUUCUUCUCCAUUUUCACAUGGGCGGGCCAGGCUGUGCUAGCCUUCCAGCGGUACCAGAUUGGCGCCGACUCGGCCCUCUUCUCCCAGGACUACAUGGACCCCAGCCAGGACUCCAGCAUGCCUUAUGCACCCUACGUGGAGCCCAGCGCUGGGUCGGACCCUGCUGGCAUGGGUGGCACCUACCAGCAUCCAGCCAACGCCUUUGAUGCUGAGCCCCAGGGCUACCAGUCGCAGGGCUACUGAGCCCCCCUGUUGGUGGUGACGGUGACCGCCUACCUUGCCCCUGCCCUUCCAUCCUAGCUCCCCUCCCAAGCACCCUGCUCCCUCCCAGGUGACUCUGCCUAGCACAUGCUCAGCCUCCAAGUGAAUCCACUGAAGCCCAGUGCAGCCAGGGUGGGGAGUGGUGGGGUGUGUCUGCAUAUGUGUGCAAGUGUGUGCCCAGCAGGGGUGGGGAGUGGUGGGGUGUGUCUGCAUAUGUGUGCAAGUGUGUGCCCAGCAGGGGUCUACAGGUGGGGCCCGGGAGUUACAGUCAUUCAUUGUGUCCUUGAACAUUCACUGAGCACCUACUGAAUGCCAGGCUUUGCUUAGCUGGAGAGUAAGAGAGAGGGAGAGGGGGAAGGGGGGCUGAGGAGGCCCUGUUCCAGACACAGGAAAAGCGGGACAGAGAGAUAAUGGGAAGUUUGCCUGCAAGUGGCUCAGCCACAUGGUGAGUGUGGUCAGUCACGGGACGUGGGCUGUCAUCCCCAGAAUCCUUGAUAUACAUCAGUCCUCCUGGGAUGGCCAGGGUUGUCUCCAUUUUAUGGUUGAGGAAACUGAGGUCUGCCGGUCAAGGCACUUUGUUCAAGGUCAUUGAAUCAGGCUGUUGAUGAGACCACUUUAAGAUGGGCCAGAUAGAGCUGCUGCCAGCCUUCUCUACUUCCGGUUCCUGCACCUCCACCCUGCCACUCAGUGUUACUCGAGUUUGAUGAGAGGGUUGCGGGGUGGGAGCAGGGCAGUGCUUUAAGACGUGAGUCCAUCGAGACCCAGUGAUCUGCUUCAAAGCGAGGGCCUCCCCUGCCUCAGCAGCUUUCUUUCCUCAUGCAAGUCCCUUCCUCCAUCUUGGUCUUCUCCUAGUGGGCUCCCUCAACCUACCCUUGUCCCUUUGUGUUGCUCCGUGCUCAACAUGGCCUGCAGGGACCUCCUUUGGGGUAUGCCAGCCACCCUUUGCAGUUUCCCUAAGGAGUGGUGGCCAUCCCUGCCUCUUGGAGGGCUCACUGAGCCCUUUGCUCCUGGCUGGGUGGACAGGAGGACAGGAGGUAGUGUAGACUGACCCAAGGUCCUAGUGAAUAAGUGGCAGAGAUGACCUUGCUUCCUAAAUGUAUUGGCUUCACCCACCCAGCAAGUGACUCCGCCCCCUGCCCCCCCCCCAUCACCUGGGACACUGUCCUCUGCUUGUUUGGGUCAGCAAAGGUUCUGGGCUGGAGCAGUGGGGGAAGCUUUCAACUACAGGGUCAGUUUGAGUGCCACAGCCACAGGUCACACGACCCCAAAUGACGCAGGAGUGAGACGCUGCAGAGAGACUUCCAGCCCCAGGAAAGAGAAUAGAGGGUUGCCACAAAGACAGAAGGGAAAGUGGGUGCGGGCUAAGGAGACAGCAAGGAGGCAUUUUCAUCAUACCUGGUGCUUCCCUCCCUGUGACAGAGGGAAAGCAGAGGGAGGUUGUCUGUGCCAUCCUCCUGUGUGUGCCCAGUACACACGAGCUGGUUCCUGGGAAGCAGGUCAGUGCCCUUUAACAAUUGAGUGUCCCCACCACCUCACCCGGUGCCCUACAGGGUUCUGCCAGGCAGACUUGCUCUUCUGGUACCCGUGUUACUGUGAUGUCACCAAGGGUGUCUGUGGUUCCUGUCCUGUAGGAGCCUGUGAAGCACAUACAGGCACAGGGUCCAUUAUGGUGGGAAAUGUGGCACAAGCACGGGCCUGAGAAAGAGUCAGGGAGGGGACAAGGGUGUCAGAGGCCUAGAAACAGCACCGCAGCUCCUCCUGAGCAGAAGGGGAAACCAGGAAGGGAAACAGACCCUUCCGAGUCCUUGGGAAGUUUCUAGAACCAGGAGCACAGAGAGUUAGUGUUGGAAAUUGGAUCCAGACUGGGGUCUCCAAGUUUGCUAGGGGUUCACAGUGUUGGGAGAGAGCCCCCAGGCGGCUGAGUGACAGCUGGCUGUUGCUGACUUCCGUUUUCCACACCUGGGAAGGGGCUCUGUGUACAGCCCUGUGCCCCCAACCAGGUGGCUCAAGUAGGGACGGCUUGGGGAUGGUGGACAGUGACCAGAGGAGAGACUGGCUACGGGAGUGUUGCAGUGCCACUGGAAUUCACGAAAAGUCCUGGAAGUCAUGAAAAGUUUGCUACUCACAGCCCCGAGCCUUCCCUGCCUGUGGGUCAGACCCAAGGACUGCCCAUCUGUUUCUCCCUGGACAGCAACAGGCUGCAGAGGAUGUCAGGCAGAGGGCAGGGUGCUGGUUAAACUCUGCCCAGCCUUGGGCAUCUCUCAUAGACUCUUCCUAGUGCUCAAGCUGGAGACGUUUACGGGACCAGGGGGCAGGGCUUGAGCAUCUCCCCUCAUCCCAUGCUGCCUUCACGAUAGUGAUAUUAGACGGUGGGUGAGUAGUCCAAGCAGGAUUUGAGUAAGAUUCAGGCUUCUGACUCAGUCGUUUGGGAGGGGUCACGGCCCCUGCUUUCCUCCCACAUUCUCCUUGGAGAGGGUCCCCCACAGCCAUGCCCUAUGGAACUGGGGUUCCCUUUUCCCUGUCAAGCACAAAAGAAGGUCUGGGGAACUUGGGUUCCACGCGAGUUUAUAGCUGCAGGGAUCCUUUGAGAGAAUUCUGUUUCAUCUACCACGGUCAUGCACAGAGUGAGAGAUUGGGAGCCCCAUCUUCUGCCUUUUGAGAUGACAUGUCCUGCGCAGUCACAGGCCAUCUUGCCCGCCUGGGCGGCACCCAGUCCACCUGGGACGUAGCAAUCAAGGGGCUAAUUUCCAGGGGACUGGCACCAGUCUCUGCUCCAGCUGUCCCUAAUGAUUCUUGAUUUUCAAAGUCCUGGGGUUCCAGGCUUUUCCCAUAUAACCAAGAGCUCCCACUUGUCACCCCGGGACACCUCUAACCUCAGACCCAUAAAUCCUUUGAUCCCUAAAGGUGAUGAGCAGGAGUCCCCAGAGUCUAUGGAGGAUGAACUGGGCUAGCUGUCUCCCAGUGCUACCCCUGACCUGAUAACUUCAACCCCCUGGUGCCCAUAGCUCUUGUCUGGGUGCCCUGGUCCCUCCCGCAGCGUUACUGCCUGUGUAUAGUAUAAAUAUAUAUAUUUUCUAUAUAUAAGAUGUAUAAUAUAAGGCUCCACAAUAUAUCUGUGAGUGUGUGUGUGCGUGCGUGUGUGCGGUGAAGGGCGGCCCCCAACUUGGGCCCUGCUCUAGACCCUCCCCCACCUGGUUAAGCCUCUCCAGUGGACCCAGUGGCCCCGAGGCAUCCUCCUCUAUGACAUCCAUCCAUCUGUGGUAACCAAGUGAAGGUGGUGACUUCUGGUGACAUAGUAAUAAAGUGAAGAGUCAACUCAUCAGCGGGCUGUGUCA